GUGAGGGGUCAGAUAUUGUUAUAUAGUGAGGGUUGAGGAUGCUCACUAGUAGCAUAAAGGUAUAAACUUUCCAAAAUCGUACAGUAGUGUCUCAAAUGUUAUGUGAGUAAACGGCUGAUGAUAAAUAAGAAUGGGGACGGCAGGUGGGAGGGGGUCGGCUGGCUGAGUCAUAGAGAGAGCACUGAGGGGAUAUAUAAGGCAAGCAAGGCUAAUAAGCAGGCACACUACAAGUGACUGACUCUCAGGCUAGUGAAGAAUAGAAUCUGAGCAGCAGACUGAGCCAAGCACUUAUUAGCAGCAGUAGCGGCCAUAUAACUGGUAGAGACUCCAAUACUCUCCUUCCCAUCCCAGCACAGGAAACAACUGUAAAAAAGCGCGGGAAUUUGGCGGCUGCUGCAGGUGUGAGGGCGGCUGAGCGACCCCGCAGCACUAAGUAGAGACACAAACUUAUAUUAUAUAAGAGGCGCACCAAGAGAUGGCGCACUUGCGAGGAGCUGCUAUUUGUGCAAUGUUGCUGCUGGUGUCUCACCUGCUCGGAGAGAUGAGCGCCCAGAGAAACACGGGAGCCUCCGGGGAGUACGGGGUAAAGCUGUGCGGCCGGGAGUUUAUCCGCGCUGUGAUAUUCACUUGCGGGGGAUCCCGGUGGAAGAGACUGUCUGUGGCAAAGGAGGAGAGCGGGGAGACAAGGCGGGAUGUUCCACCGCACUGGAGCAGGGGAGCAGACCCCAUGCAGGAUUCAUCAAAUGAAGAAAUGAAUCAACUCAAGUUACUCAAGUCAUUGUCAGGAUCACAAGUGGAACAGCUUCAGAAUGGCGACUUACCUUUGCAGGCACUCAAGGAUUCUUUGAAUGCAUAUGGCGACUACCAUGAUUAUUUACCUAUGACUGAUGACUUUAGUGAAUAUGUUAGACAAAUGGAGGAAGCUACUCGAAAAGCUCAUGGCGCAUCACAAAUCCAGGCUCGCUCAGAGUCAGACGGAUACGCUUGGAUGAAAGUCCCCAGACGGAGGAGGGAAAUGAAUAUUGGGGUGGCGGGCAUAUGCUGUAAAUGGGGUUGUACCAAAGCAGAAAUCAGCACCUUAUGCUAAAGUGAAAAGCAGAAUAGUAAUAACAAUAAUAAUGCACUUCUGUCUCUUGUCUACAGUGUUCACAGACUCCACGCCAUUAUUAUGGAUUAUCCCAAUGAGUAUUUUACAUAGAGUGGUAAAACAAAACACUGGGUUGGUCAUGAUUUGUAUUUUUAUGAAAGCCAUCACAGGGCUUAGUUGUUAAUGUUUAGCUUUCAUUGUCAAUAAAAUUAUUUCUUGAUGCUCUAA
Molecule: messenger RNA, 1315 nt
Organism: Xenopus laevis (African clawed frog)
Lineage: Eukaryota; Metazoa; Chordata; Amphibia; Anura; Pipidae
Gene: rflb.L
Product: relaxin family locus B L homeolog
Exons: 2
Coding region: 476-1087 (203 amino acids)
Biological process (GO): signal transduction
Cellular component (GO): extracellular region
Molecular function (GO): hormone activity; G protein-coupled receptor binding
Source: RefSeq, a predicted model, not a curated record